Cinara cedri is the source of this 3979-nucleotide messenger RNA. NCBI's taxonomy places the organism in Eukaryota, Metazoa, Arthropoda, Insecta, Hemiptera, Aphididae. The record is from the annotation of a GenBank genome assembly.
CGUACAAAGACGAUCAUCAACCGUCAGGAUACAGUGUUCCACGCCGUCUGUUUGUCUUAGCUGCGGUUGUUCGAUUUGUUUCGAUAUUAUUAUUAUUAUUAUUACGGUAUCUGUUCAGCCCGAAUUGUGUCAUCGUCGUCCAAGCCAGACGGAUAAUGGCCAAAACGGGAUACAGGGACUACGACGCCGACAAAGGUGAACACUUAAAUAAUAGCGUCGUAUAAACAACAUUGCUAUGUCGAUUUUCAUGAUAAUAAUUUGUCGAUUCAUUUCCAGCAAAACUUACCGAUUUCUUGCAAAACUAUCAGGCGCUCGAUAAAGGCAAUCAGAAACAUGCCAAAUACGCUGUACAAUUGGCCAAUCUCGCUCAUCGCGAACAGGUACAUACCCACUGAAAAUUGUGAUCAUCUCCAUCUCAAUCAACCAAAUAAUGUUAUACACUCCUGUAUUUUCUACCUAAAUGAUCACGUGCAUAUCAUCACUAAUAGAGCCCUAAAAGUAUUGGGUUUCAUUAAACGGAACACCAAGAUUUUUAGGUCCAUUAACUGUCUCCAAUAUUUGUACUUUGCCCUUGUUCAACCUAUUCUUGAGUUUGGUGUCGUUUGGCAUCCUUAUCUUGCCCAGAAUCAGUGAUACCUUGAAUGUGUUCACCCUACAUUUUUAUCUUUCACUGCUUUUUGAUUCAAAUUGCCUCCUCUCCAUUACUUAAAUACAUAUCCCUUCAUCGUCCAUCCACCGUAAUUAUAUCAACUACAAAUUUAUUAAUUCAAUUCUCUAGAAUUCUUUAUAUGCACCUGACCUCUUUUAUUUUGUUCAAAAUUCAAUCUCGCAACGUAAGAAAUCAUACUCCCUUUUACAUUCUCACUCAUUCCACUCGUUCAACUGUCACAACUAUCCUAUAUAUAGAAUUCUUAGGUUGGUCUUGUCUACUUUCACAUUAUCAUUUUUGUUUAUUUUAAUUUCUAGUGUUAUACCUAUAUAAUUUUAUUACCAUUGUUAUCUUAAAUAAAAUAAAAUAAAAAUAAUAAUAAUAUUUAUUAUUUGCAGGUAUCUUUAUAUAUUGAGCUCGAUGAUUUGGAUCAUUUUGAUAGCUCAUUAGCCGAUGCUGUGGCUGCAAACACUCGUAGAUACUCUACCAUGAUAGGCGACAUUGUCCAAGAAGUGUUGCCCAACUACAAAGAUCACGAAGUAAAUAAAUCAUUUCUAGGUUAUUGUACCAAUACUUUAUUUUAUUAAAGUUUAUUUAACAUUUAUUAAAAUAUUUAAUUAAUUAAUUGGUAUCGGCUCAUUAUUUAAGCCUGAAAACAAAGAUGCGCUAGAUGUUUACAUCGAACACAGGAUAUUGGCCCAGCAAAGACAAAGAAUGAGACAAGCUGAUGAAAACACUGCUCCUACUAAUAGAUAUCCACCUGAAUUAAUGCGUAGAUUGUAAGAGUACUUUGAUUACUACUUAUUGCAUAUUAAAAUUGCCAUUAUUUUAUUUCAGUGAAAUAUACUUUAAAGAUCUAAGCACAAAAAAAGAACUACCCAUACGAGAUGUUAAAGCUAGUAGCAUUGGUAAACUGAUUUCUGUACGUGGUAUUGUUAUGAGAAGUACUGAAGUUAAGCCUAUGAUAGUAGUGGCUACAUACUCAUGUGAUUUGUGUGGCGGAGAAACAUAUCAACCAGUCUGUAUUUUUCAAAUCUAUUUUGUCUCAACACAUAUUUACGAGUAUUAUCUCUGUUAUAUUUUUUUUAGGUAAAUUCUUUGUCAUUCAAACCUUUAGAGUUUUGUCCAAGUUCAGAAUGUUCAACAAAUAAAUCUGGUAGUCGUUUGUACUUGCAAACAAGAGGAUCUAAAUUUAUAAAGUUUCAAGAACUUAAGAUUCAAGAAUUAGUAAGUUAAUUUAUAGUUACAUUUUAUUUUUUGUUUAAGAUAAGUUAUUUUUUUUUAGAGUGAUCAAGUUCCAGUUGGUAACAUUCCACGUUCACUAACUGUGUUAUGCAGAGGUGAAAAUACCCGUCGAGCUGUACCAGGGGAUCACAUUUCAGUGGCUGGUAUAUUUUUACCUUUACUUCGUACUGGAUUCCGACAAAUUCAACAAGGUCUAUUAUCAGAUACUUUUCUUGAGGCUCAUGUGAGUAAUACAUUUUGAAUUGUGAAAUAUCAUUAUGUUAACAAAUAAAUAGUUUUUAUUAUUAUUAAAAAUGAGUAUUUACUAUUAUGUUAUACGCACGUAAAAUUUAAAAUGGAAACAAUCUUUGUUAUUAAUUCUAGCAUAUUGAAUGUUUAAAUAAACUUAACGAAGAAAAACUAGGAGAAGGUGAACUAACUAAAGAAGAAGUGUUGGAAUUGGCUGGUGAUGAUUUUUAUACUAAAUUAGCUGCAAGUUUAGCACCAGAAAUAUACGGCCACGAAGAUGUUAAAAAAGCCUUACUUUUACUUUUAGUAGGAGGUGUGGACAGAGCUCCUCAAGGAAUGAAAAUUAGAGGUAGAGUUUAAUUUCAAUUGUACCUAAUAUUAAGAAAUGUAUAAAUUGUUACUGAUAUAUUUUUAUUUUGUAAAUUCUUGGUAGGAAGUAUUAAUAUUUGUUUGAUGGGAGAUCCUGGUGUAGCAAAAUCUCAACUACUUUCUUAUAUUGAACGUCUGGCUCGUCGGAGUCAAUAUACCACCGGUCGUGGUUCUUCAGGUGUAGGUCUCACUGCCGCUGUAAUGAAAGAUCCAUUGACCAAUGAAAUGGUCCUAGAAGGUGGUGCACUAGUUUUGGCUGAUCAAGGCGUAUGUUGCAUAGAUGAAUUUGAUAAAAUGGCUGAGUCAGAUCGAACAGCCAUUCAUGAAGUGAUGGAACAACAAACAAUUUCAAUUGCCAAAGUAUAAUAUAGUUAAAAUUUAUUUUUAAAACAAUUAGUGUGUAAAAUAAAUUGUAAUAUUCAAAGGCAGGAAUAAUGACACGUUUAAAUGCCCGUGUAAGUAUAUUGGCUGCGGCUAAUCCGGCUUACGGAAGAUAUGAUCCAAAACGUUCAAUUGAAGCCAAUAUUCAACUACCCGCAGCUUUGCUAUCUCGUUUCGAUUUGCUAUGGUUAAUCCAAGACAAACCUAAUCGCCAAAAUGAUCUAAAGUAAUGUUCUAACCAUUAUAAUAGUUUCUCAACAACUACUAUUAAAAUUUACUUUUUAUAAUUAGGCUGGCACACCAUAUAACAUAUGUUCAUAAGCACAGUCGUCAACCGCCAUCUGAAAUUCAAGUCUUGGACAUGAGCUUGAUGCGUCGUUACAUAGAUUUGUGUAAGAAGAAAACUCCCACUGUUCCCGAGGAACUUACAGAGUUUCUUGUCAACUCAUAUGUCGAAUUGCGUAAAGAUUCUCGUACCAACGGUGAUACAACAUUCACAUCAGCCAGGAACCUUUUAGCUAUACUAAGGAUAUCUACAGCUUUGGCUAAGCUGAGAUUAUCGGAUUUAGUAGAACGCGAAGAUGUAAUAGAAGCUAUGAGACUCCUGGAAAUGUCGAAAAUGUCAUUGAUGCAAGUUGACGAAAGAACUGGAAAGUAAUAGCAUGCAGCAUCUAAUUUUGAUCGGCUAUUUAAUAAAGUAUGUUACUAAAAAGUGUUUUGUUUUUUAGACCUCAAACUGUUUUGGAUCGUGUAUUCAAUGUGAUCAGAGAACUAGCUGGAGAUGAUCCAGUUGUUAAAAUGUCUGAUAUUAGAAAAUAUUGUACAAGCAAAGGAUACAAUACAUCACAAGUUGACGAUUGCAUUGAAGAAUACGAAAUGCUUAAUGUGUGGCAAGUGAAUCAAGCCAAAACUACAAUUACUUUUAUUUAAGACUUAUUUUAUUUUUAAUUUUACAUAUUAAGAUUUUUUCGAAACAAUUUCUACAAAAUAAUCAAUAUUAAUAAUAAUAAAAUAUGUAUUAGAUGAAUAGGAAUGCCAAACUUUUUUUUUAUAAUUCAUAAACAUUUUCUAUGUUCAAUAUCAAAUAUAAAUUGUUAUUUUAAUUUA